AUGAUGAGCACUUUCGCUCCUGCUCGCCAUCUCACCCGUUGUUGUAUCUCCCGGCUGAGUUGUGCUCGUUUCGUCUCAACUUUCGUCAACGUGGUCAGAGAACAGAAUGAUGCCUACACUAAGAAGGCCUUGAAAUGCUAUGAGGAGUCUAAGGAUGAAGUUGAUAGAAAACUCGACCCUGUAUUCAACACGAAUGCAUUAGUUCUCUUUAUGGACGGCACUGUUGAUGCCCCCAAGGGCCAGCUCAGCUUGAACGUGGUUAAGAUGCUCACAGAGAUCGUUCGUCAGAUCCAAGCUGUACCGUUGGUGACUGUAGACGUUACUGAGCAUCCUGCUGUCACCGGGUAUACUGUUGCGAAGAGUGGGUCUGAGGUUACACCACAUCUAUAUUACAAUGGCAAUUUUUAUGGAGACCAUGACAGGGUCAAGAAACUCCAUUGUACUUGA
This is a messenger RNA of Perkinsus marinus ATCC 50983, 447 nucleotides long. RefSeq names its product Cg6 protein, putative. Bases 1 to 447 code for a protein of 148 amino acids. The transcript is spliced from 6 exons. NCBI's taxonomy places the organism in Eukaryota, Perkinsozoa, Perkinsida, Perkinsidae. The record is from RefSeq and is a predicted model, not a curated record.